Messenger RNA from Enhydra lutris kenyoni (northern sea otter), 5705 nucleotides. Its product is annotated as calcium release activated channel regulator 2A. The record is from RefSeq and is a predicted model, not a curated record. Lineage: Eukaryota; Metazoa; Chordata; Mammalia; Carnivora; Mustelidae. Gene Ontology annotation, molecular function: calcium ion binding; GTPase activity; GTP binding. The coding region runs from base 397 to 2526 and encodes 709 amino acids. The transcript has 19 exons.
CGGGCCUGGCAAGAGGCAACGGGACAGCUGUGAGCUGAACCCGCGGCGCGGGCGGGUAGGAGGGAAGGCGACGACGGCCAAGUUCAUGCCCGGACCACAGCUGUCCCUCAGGAGCUUGGCCUGGAGCCCAAGUCACGUCAUCGGGCUGCUGGUCAGGGGUGGAGUGGCCUCGACUUGCAGCUUUUCCUCAUGAGCCCUGCCUGGGUGUCCACCUGGCACUCAGCACGACCACGUCUCUUCCUCCCGGAGCAGCUGUCCAACCCAGAGGCCUGGACUUCAGAGAGAUCUCCAGGAGCAUUCAAGCCUGGAGUGCUGCUUCCCCAACCCCCGGGUGUUUGACGGGCCACCCAGCUUGCUUACGGUUCUGCAAAGACUUGAAGAAACUGACAAACCCGGAUGGCUACCCCUGACAGGAGAGUGGUCUCUAGACACCAGAGACCUGGCCAGGAUGCAAAGGAGAGUGGGGCCUGCCUGGGUCCCCUUGAGGUGGCACUGCGGAGCAAGGCAUGGGAAUUCUUUCAGACCUGCGACACAGAAGGCAAGGGCUUCAUCGCCAGGAGGGACAUGCAGAGGCUCCAUGAGGAGUUACCACUCAGCUUGGAGGAACUGGAGGAUGUGUUUGAUGCCCUGGAUGCUGAUGGCAAUGGCUUUCUGACGCCAGAGGAGUUCACCACUGGAUUUAGUCACUUCUUCUUCAGCCAGAAUAAGCUGGGUCAGGAAGAGGCGGGUGAACAGGUGGCCCGGCUCCAGGAAGAGAAGGUCUAUCAGUCCAGAGGGGGAGAGCACGUGGGCGACACAGAUGAAGAUGAAGAGACCCAGUUUCAAACGCUGAUGGACAGACUUGGAGCCCAGAAGGGUUUGGAAGAUGAAAGUGACAUCAAGCAGCUCUGGUUACGGCUGAGGAAGGACGAACCUCACUUACUGUCCAACUUUGAGGAUUUCCUGACCAGGACCUUCGCGCAGCUCCAAGAAGCUCACGAGGAGAAGAACGAACUGGAGUGUGCCCUGAAAAAGAAAAUUGCUGCUUAUGAUGAAGAAAUCCAGCAUCUCUAUGAGGAGAUGGAACAGCAAAUCAAGCAUGAGAAGGAGCAGUUUCUCCUAAAAGACACGGAGAGGUUUCAGGCCCACAGUCAGGAGCUGGAGCAGAAACUGUUGUCAAAGGAGCAGGAGCUGGAGCAGCUCACCCAGAAGCAGAAACGGCUGGAAGGCCAGUGCGCCAUGCUCCAAAAUGAUGAGCAUGAAACCAAGGCUGAGAAUACCAAGCUGAAAGUCACAAACCAGGAGCUGGCCCGGGAGCUGGAACGGACGUCCCGGGAGCUGCAGGAUGCCCAGCAGCAGCUGGAAAGCCUCCAACAAGAGGCCUCCCAACUCCACCAGGAGAAGGAGUUGGAAGUAUACCGCGUGACGGAGAGUCUGCAGCGCGAGAAGUCAGGGCUCCUGAAGCAGCUGGAUUUCCUGAGGGAAAGAAACAAACAUCUUCGGGAUGAACGGGACAUACAUUUUCAGAAAGAUAAGGCAGCCAAGGCAAACACAGCUGCUUCCAAGGCGAACUGGAAACAGAGAUCUGGCUCUGUGAUAGGCAAAUACAUGGAUGGCAGAGGGAUUCUUAGGAGCCAGUCAGAGGAGGAAGAAGAUGUGUUUGGCCUCCCAAGGAGGAGAAGCUCCCUUGGCCUGAGUGGAUAUCCCCUUCCAGAAGAGGAGCCAGGGGCUGGGGGUCCGCUCCCCCGGGCACUCCGCAGAAUCAUCUCCAUUGAAGAAGACCCCCUGCCCCAGCUCCUGGAUGGCAGCUUAGAGCAGCCAUUGAGCAAAUGCUCAAAAGAGGAGGCGGUCUCCCAGCAGAGAGUGGAAGGACAAAGCCAGCAGGCCAGACCCUUGGAACCCAUACCUACAUCUCCCCGAAGGCAGCCUGUUGGAAAAGAAGCCUUGUCUAAGGAGGAAGCCUCCCCCUCCAUCCCAGACCGGCUCUUCAAAAUUGUGCUUGUGGGCAACUCCGCUGUGGGGAAGACGUCCUUCCUGAGGAGGUUCUGUGAGGACCGGUUUGCCCCCGGCUUGGCAGCCACCGUGGGCAUCGACUAUCAGGUGAAAAUGAUGCACGUUGAUGGCUCAUACGUGGCACUGCAGCUAUGGGACACGGCGGGACAGGAGAGGUACCGCUGCAUCACCCAGCAGUUCUUCAGGAAGGCCGAUGGCGUCGUCGUCAUGUACGAUGUCACAGCCAGACAGUCGUUCCUGUCGGUCCGGCAGUGGCUGAGCAGCGUGGAGGAAGCUGUGGGAGACUAUAUUCCUGUUCUUCUGCUGGGCAAUAAAAUUGACAACGAGAAAGAGCGGGAAGUUCCUCAAGGCCUCGGAGAGCGGCUUGCCAAGGAGAACAAUCUGAUCUUCUAUGAAUGCAGUGCCUAUUCCGGUCACAACACCAAAGAGUCCCUGCUCCAUCUAGCCAGGAUCCUCAAGAAACAAGAAGAUACAGCCAGGGAGGACACAAUACAAGUUGACCGCCCUGCCAAAAAGAAGUCUUGCUGUGGCUGAUAAGAGUCCUCCCAGCCCUGUUCCGUGUGGAUAUGAGGUCAGGGGACUUACCCUGGUUCCUGCACAUGGGCUCCCUCUUGGAUGCUGCCACCACAGCCCGCCUAAGCCCUUGUUUCUGUCAGCGACUUGCCUCCACCAACAGGAGGGGAAGUACAUCCAGCCCGGAAAGCUGCUCCUGGAGCAUUUUGGCGUCUUCUUUAUCUUCUCUCUAGACCCAGGUGCCCAUUUCCCACCCCUUCCCCCAGCUUAGUUUUGUGGGGAAAAGAAACAGAUGGGCUUUUCCAGAAAAAUCACCACAUGCCUUCCCCACCUCCCUUCUGCUCCCCUUGCCCUUAGGAAAUGCACCGCCAUGGUUGCCAUGGCAACCACGAAGGGCGGACUUGCUGCUUCCUGUAGGCCAAAGACACAGGACCAGGGCGGUGGGACUUCCUUUGGCUCCUGUUCUCUGGAUAUCAAUGGGAUGCUCUUGGCAUAUGCUUCAUAGACCUCGAGAUGCCCACGUGGUGUUGAGAAAAGCGUCCACAUUCUAUUGCACACCCCACCCGCAGGGGUUCUGCUCCUUGCUGGGCUGCAGAGCCCCGUGUCUCAGCAGCCACCAUGCCUCCUGUAUUUGUCCCCUCGCAGUCUCUGGAACAUGCCUUAUGAGAAACCCACACCCUUUCUUCUCAACCCCCUACCCACAGCCCUGACUCCAAGGUGGACUGUGGGUGAUAAAUGUGUGCCUGGGGUGAGUGAGUGGGCUUAGUUCCUACUUAACUUUGACUAAGAGACGAGAAGAAAACGAGGGGAAAAACCCAUCUGCUGCUAAACAGAGCGACCAUUUCUGGUGUAUAAAUAAGGUAUAUAUAGCUCUGUGAAAGCCAUUUUCCAAUGUUUCUCAAAAUAGCUCUUUGAAAAAUUGUACAUGAUGAUUAAUGGGGUAGAUUGACAUGCAGGCAGUGAGGCCCAGCACUGGGUCCAUAGUUACCGACUUCAUUUUAUUUUAUUAUUUUAUUUCCAGAAGACUAUAUUUAAAAAAAGAAAGUGUGGCCAUGUUGUUGACAUAUAGCUGGUGUUUCAGAAGUGAGCAGAGCGUAGCUGCAGACUUCAACAUCCCUGGGAUAUUGCAUUAUGGGGCAUGAUCUGGGCCCGUGUGUGGUCCCUUCAUCUGGGUGGUGGUGAGUUCCCAGCCCCAGCUGGGCUCCAGCAUCCCUGGCUGGCCGUCAGGGGGGCUGGUGAGGGGAGGGCAUUCUUGGGUGGGAGCCUGGAUGAAAAGAUCAUAAAGCUCACCGCCCUCUACCACUCAUGUGCUGUAGGCCCAGCCCUACAGGAAAGUGAGUGGUAUCCAUACCUAAGUGGCACAACAUAGGAAGGGAGAGGAGCACAAAGAGUCCACAGGCCUCCAAGAAGAUUCAAGACAACGGUACACAGCCAACUUGGUAGUAGAGUGUCUUCUGGUCAGAGUUCCUAAGGGUGUUCCCUGUAGCCUCCUCCCCAGACUCCUAGAAGUGUCAGAGUUCCAUGGGUCACCAGGCAAGUGCCUACCUCCUUUUCUCAGGCUUUUCUCUCCCUCAUUUGGUGCUUGGAGGCACCAGGGAGCCCAUGGAUGGUACAGCACAAAAGCCAGCACUGAGCCCCAGGAGGUGCCCCAUGAUCUUGGGGAAGCCAGCUCCCUGUCUGAGCUACCAUCUCAUCAGUAAAAUGAAAGUUGGGCUCUUUGAUGCUUCUGGUUCUUCUUGCUCAGGGUCCUUGUGAUGAUAACUUCAUUUUCUAACUUAGGCUGGCCUUGCCUUCAGUCCAAAUUUGAAGGGAACUCACAGGAAGCUCCUUUCUCUAAGAAAAGACCAUGGCAAUUGUCUCAUUCGUGGGAUGCAGGGGGUGAUGGGUCACCCAGAAGUGGCCCUCCAGCAUCUGUGUGGGUGUGUGUUGCUGUGUGAGUAUGUGUUGUUGAGCAGGGCGGGGGCAGAUAGAAGGUAGGGAUCACCAUAAAGAAAGUAAACUGAGUCUCCUGCUUCUGAAAACAAAAAAGCAGAGAUGGCGGUUGGAACUUAUGGGGCAAGCUGGCUAUACCUGGAGUUUCCCAAGCCCGCAGAUGCCUUUAUAUCCUAUACCAAGUCCCUGGCUUGGGGCUACAUUUUUCCAUUUAGGAGAAAAGCAUUCAGGAUUUAGAACAGGGUGGAGUGACCCUAGUUCCUGACCCUACAGCAUGUAGGGUAAAUCCCCACAAAACCUCAAAAGUCCAGGCAGAGAAGAGAGGGCAGUGAGGGUCUUUAGGCCCCUGCUGCUUUCUUCUCUAACCCCACUUGAAACAAGUAUGGAGGAUGGGACCUCAGAGAGCCUCUGAGAAGUUUUGUGUCCCAAGGUCAGAGCCUCCCCUUCUCUCCAAAUUCCCCUUAAGCUAUCAAGGUGAUCAAAGUCACCCCGGUGACUGUGAGCCUGUCCCAGUGCCUGGCAGAGUGCUGUCAGAGAAAUCUUGGGCUCCAAACUAUUUCCAUAGCUGUAAUUAACUUGAAGUCACCUGGCCAGGGUUCCUGUUCAUCUGUAGAUCGGAGGUUUCAAUGUCUACCUCACAUGGACACAUUAAGUAUUAAAUGAGGCAAUGAAUGUGAAAUACUUAGCACAGUGCCCAGUACACAUAGGUGCUAACACAUAGGGGCUACCUUUGUUGUCAACAUCAAGUCACUGCCCAGACCACUAACCUUGCCCUAAUUUCAGAUUGAGAACCAGCUAACACUUACUAAGCCCUGUAAGUGGGUGUUCUCAUAAACACUACCUUACUUGAGUACCCAAUUGCUGAGCCCAUUUCCUUGGCAUAUGAGAUUGUUUCUGGCAUUGCUCCUGGCCCUGUUCUCCUUCGUUCCUGUGGGUUUCCUGGUUUUCCAGUCAGUACCAUAUCUUGCAGUGUAUGUGGUCUGCUUCCGCAUAAUCCACAUAAUUCACUCUGCUCCCUUCCUGUGGUUCUCCAGGACACAGACAGCACCUGAGACCUGCUGUUAGGGUAUUUACCUAAGAAUGACCUCUGCUCUCCACCAUCAUUGGCCCCACAUUUUCUUCCCUAUGAUGACUCCUUUCACUUCUUCUGUCAUCUCCGGCUGCCCUCAGCCCUGUGUUGCCAAACCAGGGGCUUCAGCACCAAACCAAAACUCUGGUUGUUUUUUGUGAUAUUUGUUUUUAGAUAUAUUUAUUUAUUUUAGAGUACG